AUGCGCUAUCAAUGCGCGCCUCACCGGUGCCGCUCUCCCCGCUGGCCUCAGUGCCCCGCUGGCCUCAGUGCCCCGCUGCCCUCAGUGCCCCGCUGGCCUCAGUGCCCCGUGGUCUCAGUGCCCCGUGGUCUCAGUGCCCUGCUGGCCUCAGUGCCCUGCUGGUCUCAGUGCCCCGCUGGCCUCAGUGCCCCGUGGUCUCAGUGCCCCGUGGUCUCAGUGCCCCGUGGUCUCAGUGCCCCGUGGUCUCAGUGCCCCGUGGUCUCAGUGCCCUGCUGGCCUCAGUGCCCCGCUGGCCUCAGUGCCCCGCUGGCCUCAGUGCCCCGUGGUCUCAGUGCCCCGUGGUCUCAGUGCCCCGUGGUCUCAGUGCCCCGUGGUCUCAGUGCCCUGCUGGCCUCAGUGCCCUGCUGGCCUCAGUGCCCCGUGGUCUAA
Molecule: messenger RNA, 429 nt
Organism: Knipowitschia caucasica
Lineage: Eukaryota; Metazoa; Chordata; Actinopteri; Gobiiformes; Gobiidae
Source: the annotation of a GenBank genome assembly